UUUCUCACCACAUCGACGUAAUUCCCGUCAGUAGCACACCAUGGCCAACAAGAGAAACGAAGACAUUGAGUUGGGCCCCGCCGAGGGUCGGGGUUCGACCGACAAGGACCCUUUCCUGGCCAGGAGAUCGUCUUCGCAGCCAAACCGCCCUCAACAAGCUGGUCCUUUCGGCGGCUACUUCGACAAGAUUGACCACAGUCCCGGUGCCUCGAUUAUCGCCUACUGUCUUUCGUCGAUUUCCAUGACGGUUGUCAACAAAUACGUUGUGUCCGGCAGUGAAUGGAACCUCAACUUCUUCUACCUUGCUGUGCAGUCUCUGGUCUGUACUGCCGCCAUUUUGAUUUGCAAACAGCUGGGCAUGUUCCAGAACCUCGCUGCUUUCGACUCGACCAAGGCAAAGAAAUGGUUCCCUAUCUCGCUUUUGCUCGUGGGCAUGAUCUAUACCAGCACCAAGGCGCUUCAAUUCCUCUCCGUGCCCGUGUACACCAUUUUCAAGAACCUGACCAUCAUUGUUGUUGCCUACGGUGAGGUCCUCUGGUUCGGCGGCAGCGUCACCCCCAUGGCUCUGCUCUCCUUCGGUUUGAUGGUCCUCAGUUCCGUCAUUGCUGCCUGGGCCGAUAUCCAGGCCGCCGUCGAGGGCGUUGGUCACACUGCCGAGGCUACCGAUGCUAUCUCCACCCUGAACGCCGGCUACGCGUGGAUGGGUAUGAACGUCUUCUGCACCGCCGCGUACCUUUUGGGCAUGCGCAAGGUCAUCAAGAAGAUGAACUUCAAGGACUAUGACACCAUGUUCUACAACAACCUCCUCACCAUUCCCGUCCUGAUCGUUUUCUCCCUGCUCUUCGAGGAUUGGUCCAACGAUAACUUGAUCAAGAACUUCCCCGUCGAGACGCGCAACAGCCUUUUCAUCGGCAUGAUCUACUCUGGUCUCGCUGCCAUCUUCAUCUCGUACUGCUCGGCCUGGUGCAUUCGCGUCACCUCCUCGACCACCUACUCCAUGGUUGGCGCUCUCAACAAGCUUCCCCUCGCCAUCAGCGGUCUCAUCUUCUUCGACGCCCCCGUCACCUUUGGCAGUGUCACCGCCAUCUUUGUCGGCUUCGUUUCUGGUCUCGUUUACACUUGGUCAAAGACCCGCCAAAAGGUCUCCCAGAUCCUGCCUACCACUCAGCCUACCAUGAGCGCUAGCGCGGCCAGCAACAGGGAUGCGGCAAAUGCUUGAUUUCACAGACCGGUGCGGAGUUGGGGG
This is a messenger RNA of Neurospora tetrasperma FGSC 2508, 1246 nucleotides long. Its product is annotated as GDP-mannose transporter. Bases 41 to 1219 code for a protein of 392 amino acids. Gene Ontology annotation, cellular component: Golgi apparatus. The transcript has 4 exons. Gene Ontology annotation, molecular function: GDP-mannose transmembrane transporter activity; antiporter activity. The record is from RefSeq and is a predicted model, not a curated record. NCBI's taxonomy places the organism in Eukaryota, Fungi, Ascomycota, Sordariomycetes, Sordariales, Sordariaceae.